Molecule: messenger RNA, 2932 nt
Organism: Trichomycterus rosablanca
Lineage: Eukaryota; Metazoa; Chordata; Actinopteri; Siluriformes; Trichomycteridae
Gene: fbln1
Product: fibulin 1
Exons: 17
Coding region: 11-2077 (688 amino acids)
Biological process (GO): extracellular matrix organization
Cellular component (GO): extracellular region
Molecular function (GO): peptidase activator activity; calcium ion binding
Source: RefSeq, a predicted model, not a curated record
GCGCAACAGAAUGGCGUAUAUUCUGCUGAUAAUCUUCUCCCUGUGCGCUACAAUACGCGGACAAGAGACCAGAGAUCCAAUAUCUUUGGAUGAAUGCUGUAAGGAUGGUAAAGAGAAGGGCUUGGAAUCCCAGGACUGCACACGUAUCCCUCUCAUUUCAGAAUCGACUACCUGCAGGAUAGCCCAGGAACAGUGUUGUGCUGCAGUACUGGAGGACAGCAGCUGUAGUAAUGGUAUCAAUAUGGCCAAAGACCAGGGUAACUGUGAUGCCCUCCUGUCUGGAAGCACCUGUGACACUAAAACCACAAAGGUGUGUUGCGAUUGUUGUUUGCUGGGCAGGGCUGCUCAGGAGCAGGGUCUGACCUGUGACUUCAGCUUCUCGGUCAGCUACCAGUGUGGCCUGGUGUCCCGAGCUUGCUGUGUGGACAAAUCACCAGAGGGUGACAGUAACUCAACACAAGAGGACAGGCUUGCUACUGAGACGAACCGUGCAAGACCAGGUGAACAUUGCAAAGUUGGACCUGGACACUGCGCUCAGCGUUGUGUUGGAAAUAAUACAUGUGCCUGCUAUUCUGGAUAUAAGCUUAAACCAGAUGGAAAAAGCUGUGAAGACAUUAAUGAGUGUUUGCUGGGUUCUCAUAACUGCCGUACUGGUGAGCGCUGUAUCAACACUCAGGGCUUGUAUCGCUGCCAGAGGGAAGUCAGCUGUGGCACAGGCUAUGAGCUCACUGACAACAACAUCUGCAAAGAUAUUGAUGAGUGUGAGACGGCUACUCAUAACUGUCCAGUGGAAUUCGCCUGCCAGAACACGCCAGGUUCCUUCCGCUGCCGGCCUAAGGUGCAAUGCAGUGCAGGAUAUAUACAGGAUGCUCUGGGCAGCUGCAUUGAUAUCAAUGAGUGUCUUAGUGUGACAGGACCAUGUCCCGCCGGCCAGUUGUGCAUGAACACUGUUGGCUCAUACACCUGUCAGAGGAACUCUGUCAAUUGUGGCCGUGGCUACCACCUUAAUGCUGAGGGCACUCGUUGCGUAGAUAUUGAUGAGUGUGCUGAGCCAGGUAAUGUAUGUUCUGGCCAUGGAUGUGUUAAUUUUGUGGGCUCUUACCGCUGCUCUUGCAGAGCUGGUUUCAACUUUAACAGCAUCACCAAGGAUUGUGAGGAUGUCAAUGAAUGCAGACAUUAUCCUGGUCGCUUGUGUGCACAUAAGUGUGAUAAUAUUCUGGGGUCCUACACGUGCAGCUGCACCACAGGGUUCAAGCUAGCCAGUGAUGGAAGAAACUGUGAUGAUGUCAAUGAAUGUGAGAGCAGCCCCUGCAGUCAAGAGUGUGCCAACGUUUAUGGCUCCUACCAGUGCUACUGCCGCCGAGGGUACCAACUGAGUGAUGUUGAUGGAACUACUUGUGAAGAUAUUGAUGAGUGUGCUUUACCCACUGGAGGACAUAUCUGUUCGUACCGCUGCCACAACACACCAGGCAGCUUUCACUGCACAUGCCCCGCACAAGGCUACACACUUGCCUCUAAUGGACGCAGCUGUCAGGAUGUUGAUGAGUGCCUGACAGGGACACACACUUGUUCGCAGACUGAAAGCUGCUUCAACAUUCAGGGAGGAUUCAAAUGCCUAAAGUUCGAUUGUCCUCCUAACUACAGGCGAUCAGGUGAAAUCAGGUCGAGGGUUGAUCGCUCUGACACCAUCCGUUGUAUAAAGUCCUGCCAGCACAAUGAUGUUAACUGUGUGCUAGAUCCUGUUCACUCUGUCUCAGACACAGUUAUCUCUCUGCCAACCUUCAGAGAGUUCACCAAACCAGAAGAAAUUGUUUUCCUAAGAUCCAUAACUCCAUCCCACUAUGUGGAUUCCCCAGAGAUCGUCUAUGACAUUCAAGAGGGAAACAUCCAGAACGCCUUUGACAUCAUUAAACGCUUUGAGCACGGCAUGAUUGUGGGAGUUGUCAGACAGGUGAAGCCCCUUGUUGGCCCAGUAAGCACAGUUUUGAAGCUCGGCAUGAACUAUGUCACAAAUGGAGUCAUCUCUCAUCGGAACAUCAUCAACGUUCACAUCUUUGUCUCAGAGUUUUGGUUUUAAAUUGAUCAUAAUUGGCUAACAUUUUAGUUGUCUGCAUCUAAAGUUAAAAUAGACAGAAAUGUCAAACAGUUGCAUAACACAGGACAACACACAGGAAUGUAAUUAUAUAACAAUAUAACAUAUAGGCAGGCAGAGCACUAGAGUGUUACCACAGUUUAGAAAAUAAUAACUGGUCACACAUCUGUAUGUAACACAUUAAUCUAUAAAUGGGCACCUUAAAUAUGCUGUCACUUUGCUUCCUUUGUCUGAUAAAUACACAUAAGAAUAAGAUGAGUCAGUGAUAAACUUUGCAUGCCUUUAUUAUGUCUUAUAAACCACCAUGUUUAGCACUAUUGGUAAUGAAACACCAAUUUCUGCUCUGUUCUUUCAAAUAUUCAGGAUGGUAGACCAAGAUGAUUUUUAAAGGAACAGGUUGAUUACUUAUUUACUUGCUCUUGUGUAUACAGUUACUUCAAUCUUUAAAUUACUUCAUUAAUUCAUUUAUGUAAAACAAAAAUUUUAAACAAAUGUGUGAAGUUAUUAACACUCAAACAGUUGACAUUUAGUAGAAUACAAAAUAAUCUGUCUUAAAUCUAUUACAUUAAAAUACAUAUAAAAGUGUAAUGUAUUCAGAAUACAUUUAGAACACUAUUUUAAAUGCUAGAUGUGAUGCACCCGUCAUGCCAGUGCAAUAAACAUGUGGUGUCUGUUGUUCAUCGGAGGUCAGGUUUAAAGUGUAUGUGGUUUGGUCUUUUAGAGCCAGCCCAAAUGUAGCUAUAUAAAAAUAAAGUUUUUGGUCAAUAAAACAGCCUAAUAGACAAGCAGUACUGAAUACUGUAAGCCCAAAGUUGUUGUUUUUUUCACAAUGUCCAUAAU